Molecule: messenger RNA, 1246 nt
Organism: Spea bombifrons (plains spadefoot toad)
Lineage: Eukaryota; Metazoa; Chordata; Amphibia; Anura; Pelobatidae
Exons: 9
Coding region: 121-1170 (349 amino acids)
Biological process (GO): cellular response to lipopolysaccharide; cytokine-mediated signaling pathway; inflammatory response
Molecular function (GO): cytokine activity
Source: RefSeq, a predicted model, not a curated record
AUAUUUAUAAGGAGAAGCCUGACACCUGACACUAGCACAAAGCACCCCGAGCUACCAGGAGACAAAUCGUGGCUUGCACAGAAAUUGGUAUCAGUAUAUCAGCCUGCUAACACCGCAGUAAUGGGUCUCCCACCAGCAGCAUGGAAAAAUGAAGAACUUUCCUAUAAAAGAUUUGGCUCUUCGCCAACAGAGAUGUCCACAGACAUUGGCCUACGACAGAAUUGGCUUUUAGCUAACCAGGUUCUUUACCCAACACCUCCCUAUGCAUCACUGAGGGAGAACAUAGCCAAAGUUUUCAUAGUUCCUGUUAGGAAACGGAGAUUCUUGGAUAUGAUAAAGAAGUUUGAUCUAAAUGAUCUCAGUUAUGUGUAUUUUUCUACCAGUGACAACGAGCAUGAAUUUAUUGGCACUAACACGCCAACUCCUAUUAUGGAUAUUUUCCAGAAGUCAUGUGUUGUGGAAAAUGGCACGCUUUGGGCAAAAUCAUUGCAAGGCCAAAAUGUGAACUUAAAAGCAAAAUUUAUCAUUGGCAUUGGCAAUUUAGCACAAGGAGAGAAGACCCCUGUUAGUUUAAACAUCUAUAACACAAACCUAUAUCUCUCUUACCAAUCUGGCAAACUUCAAGUACAGCCAGAGACUCAAAACGCCAUUAAUUACACCAGCCCGGAUGCCCAGAAGUUUUUUUUCUUCGUUACACAAACUGGUUCUGUAACCUAUUCAUUUGAGCCGGUUACGGCCCCAAAUUGGUUCCUCAGCACUAGCUCUCAAGGAAACUCGCCUGUUACGGUUCAGCCGCUCUCUGCCAAUUCCUAUAAUAAAGAAUUCAAGUUUGACCCAGGAUAUUUUAUUCCUGGUGUUUCUGGGAGCGUUAGUAGGUUUGAUAGACCUUUACAAGAACAGGAAACGUUUGGUGACGUUGACCAGUAUGUUCUGAAUGGAUCCAAAGAGAUGUUUAGUCCGUAUACGUUGUCUUUGAGGCCAGCUGGAGACGUGGCAAACAGAAGUUAUUUUCUGCAAAAUGAGAACUUUCCCAAAAAGCAAUUGAGAAACAGCAGAGGAAUACAAUAUAGAACAACCUAUUCGAUAAGCCGCGUGGCCAACUGGAACCAACCUUGCGGUUCACCGAGACAUCCGGUUGCCAGAUAUGAACUAUUUCCACAUCAGUUUUAAAAAAAAAAAUGUAAAUUAUAGGUUCCCAUUAAAGAAUUAUUUUCAAUGCCUUCUUUGUAAUAAGUUUUGUAUUAUA